AUGGCAGUGGUGUACCCGAGCGAGGAAGACGAGAGCGUCCUGGUUGGCUUCACAGAGUUCUUCACACAGCAGGAGGGCGUGUAUGCGCUUCUUCGCGUCACCGAGCAAGAUGUGCAAACAGUGAGGAGCGCAUGCAGUUCUGUGCUAGCGCAUCUCAGCAGGACAAGCCGACUUAUUCUUGCAUCCACCCCUCUCAAUCAGGCAGACGCCGCUCAGCUUGUCAUGGGAAGCAACGGCAGAGACACAGCAUAUCAGGAGGGCAGCGUCUAUCCUCAUAUGCUACAGCACAGCGGUCCUAUGGGAUACAACAUCACCCUGUCCGAAUCGGCGGGGGCUGCACCACCGCUGCUUCACCACCCAAAGUCUUUUCUAGGGUCGCAGCGCGACGCAAUCGACUUCAUGGCGGCGGAGCUGGAAAGCGCCAAGGACACGCUGCUAUCUUUGAACGCGAGAUACGCAUACUUGUGGACCACGAAUGUGGACGAGCUGCGCCGGUACAUUGCACAAGACGAAAGACGUCGGAAGGCGCAGCAGCCAAUGUGGAAGCAUGCCCAGAUGAGGGCCGCUCCGAUUGAGGAGGAGACACAGAAGAGACCACAUAGCCCGGCGGAUGAAGUGGGACUGAGCGACGCAGCACCUCAGCAGGGUGAUGCCCAGGACAUAGCUGAGAAGGCGCCGAAGAAGGACCCUCAAGCAGAGGCGCCCUCUGAGUCAUCUGCGCAGGCGCCAACGUACCGCACGCUGCUGGCGCUGGACCCUUCGCAGCUGCCAUCGAAGCAGGUCCAGCGAAGCUUCAUGAAGUUCAUUCAGGCGUGCUUGUCUCUGCUAGAGUGGGCGGACAGUGUCUUAGGGCUGCUCUCUGGCCGGGACGAUGUACCGAAGGCUGGUACAUUCGAAGUGCCGGUGCAGCGGGAGUCGUCGCAGCGCAGAGUCGACACGGCUCGCGAGGCAAGCGAGCAGAGACCGACAAACCAGGCAGCCACAUCAGCUGGGCGCCCCGGCACCAAGACUGUGCGUGUUCUCCGCUACGAGAUACGCGACGUGAGCCACGUAUACGACAUGUUGUACCAGCAGGCGGAGUGCUUCUAUCUCCCAGAGUACGCCCUGUAUGAUGCACGCAUAAAACAACGACUCCUGGAUCCGUCCUACUACUACGCCCUGCGCAUUCUUAUCGAGGACGCAACGACUGAGAUGACCCGGCUGGAACACAUCGCUGCCUCGCGGGCGAAUUUGGUGCGCGCCGACGCUCGCCUGUCGCCCUUUGAAGCGUAUCAACGCGGCGCCUUUGCCUCCUACCCUGAGUUCUUCGGAAUGGGGAUGAGCCCAUCUUUGCCUGGUGCGCACGACAGGGUAGCCAUGGAAAGGGGCGAGCCAGCCAGGAUUGUCUUUUGGCCUGCGCUGCCUCAGUUUGCGUUUCUCCGAAACACGCUGCGGCUGCUUCUCAGCGCCUGCAUCAACGAGGACGACCGAACGAGUUUCAAGCGCUAUGAGGAGCUGUACCAGACGCUCGUGGGAAGCGCCAGGGAUGCAGUGGCUGAGCUGCAACACCUCCCAAAGCCUCCCCCUCCCCUUCUCGAGCCUGCUGCACAGAGGAUCUUUGGCACUCGGCUUGCCGGGACGGCUGGCCGCCCGCGCUAUGAGCUAGUAUUAGUUUUGGACGAGAGCAGCGCGCAGGAGGCGAGGUCGCAUGGCAAGGCAGCGUGGGUGAUAUCUGCUGAGGACCGCGGGCGAUUGCGCGCCGGAUUUGAGGCGUACUGGGGGUUGCGGGACGGCGUGCACUCCCUAAAGCUGUCUCUCGAUAAGGACAUUCGCCGCAAGGAUAAGACUCACCGCACUCGUGUGCUUGACAAGUGCGUUGCACAUGAGAGGGACGCGGUGGCGAUCAUGGCCCUCAAGCGCGAGCGGGAGCUCCAAGAGGCGGAGCUCCGCUCCCGACGUGAGAACGGUGGCUGGUUGGGGGCGGCACGAGCGUCACUGCGGUCACUGGCCGGGAUCGCCACUUGCAAGGCCGAGGUUCAAAUGGAGGAUCUCGGCAUUCCGACGGUCCCAGAGCGCGAUGAUUCUGGUGCCGCCAUGACGACCACCUCGCCCUACCACGGGGAGAAAACGUUGCUGCAGGAGAGCGUGAAUCGACUCUGGAGCGCUGUGGAGGCGCACGGUGUGCACAUGGAACGCGAGUACCCGGGCCUGUUUCACCGCAGCGAGAGGCAGCGUUGGGCGAGGCGUGUCGGCUCAUUGAUCGAGAAGGCUAACGCAGUCGGCGUGGUCUUCUCUCCUUGA
This is a messenger RNA of Leishmania mexicana MHOM/GT/2001/U1103, 2280 nucleotides long. RefSeq lists its product as hypothetical. The record is from RefSeq and is a predicted model, not a curated record. Lineage: Eukaryota; Euglenozoa; Kinetoplastea; Trypanosomatida; Trypanosomatidae. The coding region runs from base 1 to 2280 and encodes 759 amino acids. The transcript has a single exon.